Magallana angulata is the source of this 3506-nucleotide messenger RNA. RefSeq names its product serine/threonine-protein phosphatase with EF-hands 2-like. Gene Ontology annotation, molecular function: calcium ion binding; manganese ion binding; protein serine/threonine phosphatase activity. The record is from RefSeq and is a predicted model, not a curated record. Lineage: Eukaryota; Metazoa; Mollusca; Bivalvia; Ostreida; Ostreidae. The transcript is spliced from 16 exons. Gene Ontology annotation, cellular component: cytosol; nucleus. Gene Ontology annotation, biological process: detection of stimulus involved in sensory perception. Bases 530 to 2584 code for a protein of 684 amino acids.
UGCAUUUAGGAGCAUAUACAUCCAUCUAAUAGCCUCCUUGUUGUAAUGGAUGACCCGAUGCUUAAACCACUGCUAUUGGAGAAAGGCCGAUCUUCAAGGAAUAUUUUCCUUAAAUGCUAUACACCAACAAAACCAUAGGUUCCUACAAAAUGGAUGUGUUGUGUUCGGUGAUCCAAAAUUAAUGAUUUGAAAGCAGCAAUUAGAGCGAUGUCCUGAUUGAAUAUAUAAGUGAUUGCAGGUACUGAGGAUGGAGAUAUUCAAGCUUUUAAUCCUAGCUGUUUUCCGUGGUUAAUGUUUUGUAAACAGAGGAAUACAUCAUCAUCCCUACACCUGGUGACUGGAACAGGAGAGAAAUUGAACCGCAUGUGCUGACUAAAGGUUUGGAUGCUGUGAACAGAAACGGAAUAUUCAUAGCCAGUGUUUUACCAUAUUUUCUCGAAGGUUUAAACUGUUAAAGAUAAUUCCACCAUACCCCAGAGCCAAGCAUAGCUUGUCAGACGAGUAAAAUGGGCCAAGCCUCGUCAUAACAAUGGGAUGUACGUCCUCUCACUCUGCUCGCGUGGAAGAUGAGAUCCCAAAGUCACAGAGUGUUAUUCGUUCAGCGGUGCUGAUCCAGAAGUGGUACCGGCGGUAUCUUGCUAGAGCUGAAGCCAGGAGGCGGUGCACUUGGACCAUCUUCCAGUCCAUUGAAUAUGCGGGAGAACAGAAUCAGCUCAAGCUGUAUAAUUUUUUCAACAACAUGUUGAGUCAAAUGGAUACCGAUGCCCUCGGUCAACCAAAGAUACUGCGGGCCCUCUCCGUGUCUCAGAGGCCGGUACUUAUAGACACCAAAACCCUGGAGGAGGAGGACAAUGAACUACUAAGACUGAGUGACCCAGACACCAUCGAGGUGGAGUCCACCUACCGCGGGGUCCAUCUCACUUUCCCACUGACUCAAGCUCAGCUGCAGAGCCUGAUCAAAUCCUUCAAAACCAAACAGCCACUGCAUGCCAAAUACUUGAUACAGCUCUUGCUGGAGACCCGUGCUGCACUAAAACAAAAGGCCAACAUCAACUAUGCCACUACCUCAAUAGCUAAGCAAAUGACAGUUUGUGGCGAUCUUCACGGAAAACUGGACGAUCUCUACAUGAUAUUUCAUAAGAAUGGUCUUCCAUCUGUACACAACCCUUAUAUCUUCAAUGGAGAUUUUGUGGACAGGGGGCGUAACUCUGUUGAAAUAGCUGUGAUUCUCUUUACUUGCUUCCUAAUAAACAAAAAUGAAGUCUAUCUUAACCGUGGCAACCAUGAAGACCAUGUGAUGAACCUUAGAUAUGGCUUUGUCAAAGAGCUGGUGAAAAAAUACUCUAUGCAUGCAAAGAGAGUGAUAGGCUUGUUUGAAGAUGUGUUUAGUUGGUUACCAAUAGCAACCAUAAUUGACCACAAAAUCCUUGUUGUCCAUGGGGGUGUUUCCGAUUCUGUUGACCUCAACUUUUUGGCAACCAUUGACAGACACAAGUUCCUGUCAAUAUUACAUCCACCGAGGGGAGAAAAUGACACCGCAAAUCUAACCGACAUGCAAUUAAGAGAAUGGAAACAAGUUUUAGACAUUCUGUGGAGUGACCCAAGAGGACAGCAUGGUUGCCAUGACAACACAUUUCGAGGUGGAGGAAGCUACUUUGGUCCAGAUGUAACUGACUACAUUCUGAGCAAACAUAAACUCAAGCGAAUAAUUCGCUCUCAUGAAUGCAAACCAGAGGGCUAUGAGUUCUGUCACAAUAAUAAGGUUUUAACCAUUUUCUCUGCGUCUAAUUACUAUGAGGAGGGGAGUAACAAGGGGGCGUACGUAAAGUUACAUGGACCGGAUCUAGAAUACCAGAUGGUGCAGUACAUGUCAAGUAAAGGGGCCAACAGGAAGGUCACGUUUGCUCAGAGAGUGACUCGAGUCGAGUCUUCUGCCAUCAUCAAUCUCAGAGAAAAAAUACUUGGCUCAAAAACAGAACUUCUAGAGGAGUUCAGAAAAUUGGACCCUGAACAGACAGGUAAGGUGAACCAGUACAAGUGGUGCUCAGUGAUGGGAUGUGUGCUGGACAUGGAUCUACCGUGGAGAACCCUGAGGCCCAAACUAGCACGGUGUGAUGAGAAUGGAAUGGUGGCCUAUGAGACAACCUUUGAAGAAAUGAGGAUUUACCACCGCUACAGUGGGAAUGGACCAACAGUGACAGAAAUGCUUUAUAGACAGAAAGACAAUCUUGAGACUCUGUUCAGGAUUUUGGACAGAGAUAAUUCAGGUCAGAUUUCCAUGGAGGAAUUUGAGGAAGUGAUUCAACUCCUUGUAAAACAGCAGAAUAUGAACUGUCCAUUGGACCAGAUAUCGGAUAUCGCCCGGAGUAUCGACCUGAAUCAUGAUGGCAGGAUUGACUUCAAUGAGUUCCUGGAGGCAUUUAGAAUCGUCGAUAGCUUCGGAAAAUUCUCCGAGGUCCAGCAACAAGAUCUCAAGUCCAUCAGUUCACUGGAUAGCAUAAUGACUAUGAAGAACUGUAGCUUUUCUAUGGGGACCAAGAGACGAAUAUCAAACCUGGAUGAUAUCAAAGAAUACAGGCCUUGAGCUAGACAAUCAGUGCUUACAUACGGAGUUAGCAAACUUUGUUUAAAUUUGGAAUUCUUUUUUUGAUAUAUUUUGGUAGCAUGAAAUCAGAUAUUGUUAUGUUUCUAAAUAUUUAUAUAUACAUGUACUCUUUUUGCAAUUUCUUACACUGUGUAGGCAUUACAAUCUUGGUUUGAUAUUUUAUUGAUGAAUAUUUUAAGUCCAAAUAUUGCCCACCCUCGAGAUGCUAGUCUACCAGUAAGAAUUGGAAUAUUUUAAUAUUAGAGAGGUUUAGCAAAUCAACGUGUACGCAUACGUGUAAGUGUAGAAAGGAAAAUAUGAGCAUUACAUCAUCGGUUUGUGUAAUGAUGAAUUUCUACAUGUAUGUACCCGAAUGAACAUACAUGUAUAUGCAAAUUGCAAAGUACCCAUGAGGUCGAACUUGUAGCUUCUGUUUCCAUGUUGGCGCUUCAUUUCUCAGCUUAGUAGGAGAGGAUAUCUAGAAUUACAUUAAAACAUUUACACAUACAGGUACACGUUACAACUGCUAAACAAGAACGGUGUUGUGAUCUGCUCCGCUUAGUUCUAACUUGUAACCUACACGUACAAGUACAGGUACACUGCUAAACCUCUCUAUUAUUAUUUUGUUGUGUCUUUUUUUUAAGGGAUUCUUCUCUGUGGGGAAUUUUGAAGGAGAGAAAAUGGGCAGUUUAUUUUAUUUUUUUUAUACUCGGUUUUUUGUUUGUUUGUUUUUUUUUAACAAUUUUUUGCAUUUUUUGGAAUGGGGGAAGGAGAACAGAGGGGCAUUCUCUAUUUUAAUCAAACUUCUCCUCUGUAUGUAAAUUUGAUUAUGAUACUUAAUAUUUGUUUUAUUUCUUAUGGUAGUAUGUGUGUCCUUUCAGUUGUUUCUUUUUUAUUCCAAAAUAAAACGAGGAAUACCUUA